AUGAAGUUCUCUGGACCCCCCCUGUUUGGAGCCGUAUCGAUAGCGUUGGCGCAUGGGAAUGGGCACCUCAAUGUCAAUGAAAGUCAUGAUUAUGCUCAUAUCCACAAAGCGUGCGGGAUAGAGGGGAUAGAAGAGGAUUACACCCUUCGCUUACCCGCUGCCAAUGUUCUCCUGAAUGGAGACAUCGACGUGUUGAAUCACUACGCCGGGAACAACACCAGAUCGCGCCCUCAAGACGAUCUCAACCCACCUUCAGGGCACAACUGGAGUCAUACCACACCUUGCUUCAACAGCAUCAUCUCCAACGAUGUCUUCUGUGUCUUCACAGACACCUCCUUCGCCAACGAGCAAGGUAUCUCUUGCAUCACCAACGCUCAACGAGGCGCUUACCUGUCUUCACUUCCGCCCUUCACCUCGCCCUCUACGACCACCAACAAACCCAACCCUGCGAAAUACACCAUCAGCUCUAUCCCCGGCAAAGGCCUCGGCCUCAUCGCCACCACCCGCAUCCCUCGCGGUUCUGUCAUUCUCUCUUCCCAUCCAACCCUCAUGAUCGACUACCGCGUUUUUGACGAGCUUUUGCGCACCGAUUACAUGUCCCUUCAAGCAGCCGCCAUUUCGUCUCUUCCAUCGGCCCACCGCUCGGCAUUUUUCCAUCUCUACACGCAAUCCAAAAAUGACACUGCUGGUGGUCGUCUCUCGAGAAUAGCCCAGACUGACAGCAUCAUAACCACCAACGCUUUUGACAUCUCUGCCUCUCCGCGCUCCCCUUUCAAUCCAGCACCACCCGAACCAAAACAGGCCGACGACGACGACGACGACGACACCUGGUACACCGUCUUUGCAUCCCCCAUCUCCCGCCUCAACCACGAUUGUCGGCCCAACGCCGAUUACCGCUUCGACUGGGAGAAGGGGCUGGUCCAAGUAAUAACUGCCGUGCGAGACAUCUUCCCAGGAGAAGAAAUCACCAUCUCCUACAUCAACCCGCUCCAAUCCCGCCAUGCUCGACAGAAACAUCUGAGAACGGUGUGGGGGUUUGACUGCUCUUGUGAGCUUUGCUCGCGGUCGUUAACAAAGGUGAGAAGGACAGGGGAGUCGGAUCGGAGGGUUAAGCUGAUCAAAAAGGUUCGGAGACUGCUUAGGGAAGAAGGGAAAGAUGGUGAAAGCAGCAAGGUUCAAGGUAAUGGAGAAUGGGAAAGGACGAAGAUGGCGGAGUUGUUGGUUAGUCUGUAUAAAAUGGAAGGGUUAUGGGGGAUGGUACAUGAGACGUAUGCGGUGGCGGCGAGGGAGUAUAAUAAAGCGGGAGAGGCUUGGAUGGCGAUGAAGUGGGCGGGAUUGGCGGUUGAGUUUGGGACGAUGGUGUUGGGAGAAUUGGAUGAGGAGGUUAGGGAGAUGAAGGAGUUGGCGAGGGAUCCGUGGAUAGUAGAAAGGAAGCAUGAAGGUUAUAGGGAGAAGGUUGAAGGGGAGGAAAGGACAGAAGUGGAAGGUGAUGAGAAACCGGAGGGUUUUGGGGUAGAGGAUGAGAGUGAUGAGGACGAGGAUGAGGAAGGCUGGUAA
This is a messenger RNA of Sordaria macrospora k-hell, 1557 nucleotides long. RefSeq lists its product as uncharacterized. The record is from RefSeq and is a predicted model, not a curated record. Gene Ontology annotation, molecular function: protein binding. Lineage: Eukaryota; Fungi; Ascomycota; Sordariomycetes; Sordariales; Sordariaceae.